Molecule: messenger RNA, 1963 nt
Organism: Pseudomyrmex gracilis
Lineage: Eukaryota; Metazoa; Arthropoda; Insecta; Hymenoptera; Formicidae
Gene: Gk1
Product: glycerol kinase-like
Exons: 9
Coding region: 98-1645 (515 amino acids)
Biological process (GO): triglyceride metabolic process; glycerol-3-phosphate biosynthetic process; glycerol metabolic process
Cellular component (GO): mitochondrion
Molecular function (GO): glycerol kinase activity
Source: RefSeq, a predicted model, not a curated record
AAAGGUUGAGAACAUAUGUUUGUGUAACACUCCCUUUUUAACACACACGAAAGGUAUCAUCGCGGAUCCCGACUCCACGCGAUACUCCAAAAUCAACAUGCCCGAUGAUGCAAAAGGACCCUUCGUGGGUGCUAUUGACGAAGGAACAAGUAGCGCGAGGUUUUUGGUGUUCGAUGUAUUACACAGAAAGGUAGUUGCUUCGCAUCAAAUUGAAAUCAAACAGAAAUAUCCUCAAGAAGGAUGGGUGGAACAAGAUCCAAAAGAAAUAUUGCAAGCGGUCGUAGAGUGUAUAAAAGUAACUGUGAAAAAAAUGAAAGACAUUGGUUUGACGGUCUCGGACAUUAAAGCCGUCGGUAUCACCAAUCAGAGAGAAACAACGGUGGUUUGGGACAAGGAGACCGGAGAGCCAUUGCAUAAUGCAAUCGUAUGGCAUGAUAUGAGGACAACUACUACCAUAGAAAAUGUGUUAGACAAUAUUCCGAAUAAAGCCAGGAACAAGAAUUAUUUGAAACCGUUAUGCGGUUUACCGAUGUCUCCUUAUUUUAGCGCACUCAAGAUUCGCUGGUUGAUCGAUAACGUUCCUCGUGUGAAACAAGCGGUAAACGUAGAGAAAUGCGCUUUCGGAACAAUCGACACCUGGCUCAUUUGGAACCUUACAAAGGGCCAGUUGCACAUUACGGAUGUGUCGAAUGCAUCACGAACGAUGCUAAUGAACAUCGAAACGUUGAAAUGGGAUCCUUUGUUAUGCCGUUUCUUCGAUAUUCCGCAACAUAUUCUCCCUGAAAUACGCUCUAGCGCGGAGGUUUACGGUUGCAUUUCAGAUCCUGAAAUUCUUGCAGGCAUACCUAUAGCAGGUUGUGUAGGUGAUCAACAGGGAGCUCUUCUUGGUCAGUUAUGUUUAAAACCUGGUCAGGCGAAGGCCACAUAUGGCACAGGAUGUUUUUUGCUUUACAAUACUGGAAACGUGAAAGUCGACUCGACGCAUGGUUUGAUAACUACUGUUGCUUACAAAAUUGCUCGAUCACCGGCUGUUUAUGCUCUCGAAGGAUCUGUUGCUGUUGCCGGAGCUGCUCUAUCUUGGCUGCGAGAUAACAUGCAGCUUUUCAGCAAUAUAUCGCACAUGCAAGAUAUGGCGGAGCGUGUGAGAUGUUCAGGCGAUGUAUACUUUGUGCCAGCCUUUUCAGGAUUGUACGCACCUUAUUGGCAACAAGAUGCGCGCGGAGUGAUUUGCGGCAUUACCGAGGACACUCAACAAUAUCACAUAAUAAGAGCAGCGUUAGAAGCAGUCUGUUUCCAAACGAGAGAUAUAUUAGAGGCAAUGGUGAAAGAUUCGGGAACGACACUGACCACUCUGCAAGUUGACGGUGGUAUGACGGUAAAUAAUUUGCUGAUGCAAUUACAGGCGGACUUGAUAGGAAUAACUGUUGUGAGACCGAAUAUGAUUGAAACAACGGCAUUAGGUGCUGCCAUUCUGGCUGGCAUUGGUGUAGGCUUGAUUGACAUAAAUGAUGUGGAUGCAUCUCAAAUAACUAAAUUCUCACCCUCGAUUGGUGACAAUGAGAGAGACCUCAGAUAUUCAAAGUGGAAAAUGGCUGUUGAAAGAUCCAUGAAGUGGGAUUGUGCCACAACGUUAUCAGAUAAUUAAAAAACUUGUACAUGCAGUCGAAUGUUGUUAAAGUAAAAUUUUCGAGAUAGGACGUAACUGAUAUUGUGAAAAUUCAAAAAAAAAAAAAAAUAUUUUCAUACAUGUCACAAGAUUUUAUUUUUUCUUUCUGCGCAUGUGCGAUCACAUGCGUGACAAGUAUAUGAUAGUGGAGUGUGGCAGCACGAGAGAAGUAAACUUUGCUGAAAGGAAUUUUUUCAUUUCAGCGAACUGUAUACAUAUCUCGCAAUGCCAAUUAUAAGAUAAUUAUCUGUGACACACAAAAUAUAGACGUUAUUUCUGAUAUAUUUUUACAAUGUU